Moneuplotes crassus is the source of this 694-nucleotide messenger RNA. The record is from the annotation of a GenBank genome assembly. NCBI's taxonomy places the organism in Eukaryota, Ciliophora, Spirotrichea, Euplotida, Euplotidae.
UUUUAAUUUGGAAAAAUAUGGAUCAUAAUAAAACCAACACUGCAGAUGACAGAGAUUCAUCGAAAAAGCCAAUUCUCGGUCAGAAUAUUUAUCCUAAAGGAGGUUCUGAGGAGCCUUAUUAUCCAGAGCCUAUUGCUCCUAACCAACCAACUUCAGGAUAUGAUUUUAGACCUAACCAACCUCAGCCCAAUGUAAACCCCAAUCCUACUACUUUCAAUUCAUACAGCAACCAGCAGAUUCAAAAUUCUAAUCAGUAUACUGUCCCAACUACAGGAGUUCAGAGAGGAUAUAUCGUACCUCCUGCGUAUAAUAAUCAGAAUGUGCAUAAUGUAAACAACCAAUAUAAGCAAGUUGCUGAUUGAUGAACUGGCCAACAAUCUUCGAUUGGGGUUAAAUGCCCUAACCCACAGUGCAACCAGCAUACUUCAACUGUUGUGAGGAGAACUAUAGGAAUGAAGAUGUGGCUUUGUUGCCUUCUAUUCACAGCUCCUAUCUUAAUAGGGUGUAUUCCGUGCUGCUGAAUUCCAUUUUGCGUUUCGUCUUGGUAUAACUACAAACACUAUUGAGGACAUUGUGGACUUUAUUUAGGACAGUCCCAAGAGCCAGGUAGUAUCUAGAUCUCGACCUCCAAUCAAAUAAAUCCCAAGAAAGACUCAUCAUAAAAGUUCUUGAGUAAAAGUUUUCUAAAACAAUC